UUUGAUAUCCAAUUCAGAAGGAGUUCUCAUGAAACUGCUUUAUAAUUUAUAUAGCUAAUUAUUACAUGAAAGCAUGCCGAUGGUACUCGUAUUGUUCCUUAUAUCUUUCAAAUUCAACUUCUGUAAACUAUUCAACUUGUGCAUAUGGCAAAUUCAUUUCAAGAAGAGUGUGAUUACCUGUUCAAGGCUGUUCUUAUCGGGGAUUCAGCGGUUGGGAAGUCCAAUCUUCUUUCAAGAUUUGCUAGAAAUGAAUUUCACUUAGACUCCAAGCCAACCAUUGGAGUCGAAUUCGCUUAUCGGAAUAUUCAAAUGGGAGAUAAGCUCAUCAAGGCUCAGAUUUGGGAUACUGCUGGCCAAGAAAGAUUUAAAGCCAUUACAAGUUCAUAUUACCGUGGAGCUCUAGGCGCCUUACUAGUCUACGACACAACUAGGAGGGCAACGUUCGAGAAUUUGAAGAAAUGGUUGCACGAGCUACGUGAAUUUGCUAGCCCCGACAUGGUUAUUGUUCUUUUGGGCAACAAAUCUGAUUUGAGUCACUCUAGAGAAGUUAAUGUAGAAGAGGGACAGAGCUUGGCUCAGGAGGAAAAUCUUUUCUUUAUGGAAACAUCUGCUAGAGAAAAUGUGAAUGUGGAAGAGGCAUUUCUUCAAAUGGUUGGUGGAAUAUUUGAAAUUGCCAGUCAAAAAAGUCUUCAAAAUAAGACAAAUGAAGCAACUAAUCCAACACUUCAAGGAAAAAAAGAGAUAAUUUACGUUGACGAAGUAUCGGCCACUAAACGAACUAAUAAUUGUUGUUCAUAUUGAACUAAUUCACAUUUGUUUAUGUUGGACACAUGUAUAAAUGGAAGGUGUAUUUUGAUUGAUAUUAUAAAAUGAACAACGUUUUACGAUGUGG
Olea europaea var. sylvestris is the source of this 892-nucleotide messenger RNA. RefSeq names its product ras-related protein RABA6a-like. The record is from RefSeq and is a predicted model, not a curated record. Gene Ontology annotation, molecular function: GTPase activity; GTP binding. The coding region runs from base 145 to 801 and encodes 218 amino acids. The transcript has 2 exons. Lineage: Eukaryota; Viridiplantae; Streptophyta; Magnoliopsida; Lamiales; Oleaceae. Gene Ontology annotation, cellular component: endosome.